This is a messenger RNA of Lonchura striata (white-rumped munia), 2444 nucleotides long. Lineage: Eukaryota; Metazoa; Chordata; Aves; Passeriformes; Estrildidae. The record is from RefSeq and is a predicted model, not a curated record.
AAUAUCUGGCAGUGCAAACGACUUCUGACCACUUCAGCCAAGUGGCUGGUGUGAGCCAUCAGUGCAAAACGGGAUGAAUCCUUCAAACAUGAAAUACAUUUCAGUCUCUUCCCCACCCACUUACACCACAAAUAACAUCGACGUCCCUCCAAAAAUCCUCAUGCCUCCCGUUUUCCAACCUGCGAGCUGGGAAAGGGAAAGGAGCUCUGCCUCCAGUCUGGAGGAUUCCCAGGAUUCUGACUCGGACAGCCAGGAAAAGGAGAGGCAGUACCAGCUGGCACUCCUGGAAAAUCAGGAGCUGGUAGGGCAGGAUGCUGGUGACAUCCUGGAGGAUGACGUAGUGGAAGAGGACAGCUUGGAGGAGAUGAGUUCUGAAGAGAAAGAAGCUGAGUAUGACACAAAAAUGAAAGGAAAACCAAAGAUUUAUGGCAGUGGAAGGAAAAAGCUGCCUCUGGAUGAAUAUUCCAGCCUGAGGUACAAUCCUCAUUGGAAGAGUGCAAAAAUGGGAGCAGAUUUUUUUGAGGCAGAGAAGAAAUCCCAAAUUUUUGGAGGAAGCAGUGAGGACUUUUCACUGGAUUCAUUUUAUCUCCAUUGUGAUGGCUCCUCAGAAAAUAAUCAACAGGAGGCAAAGACCCAGGAUUCACUGCCAGGGUUUGGUCCCGAAUUAUUCAGUUUUUAUGGAGAAAAUGUGGCCAGCAACAAACCUGUUGGGCCACAAGCCAAAAGGAAGGAACCUGCAGAUGGAUUUCAUUCCAAAGAUAAUCCUGGCCGUGCUUUUCCUCCCCAGAAUCAACAGGAUCCACCCCAAAAAGCAAAAAAAAACUUUGUGAAAAAAAACAAACGGACUUUGGGGUUACACUCAGAGAAGAUUAAUUCCUAUCUUGAGCUGCACAAUAAAAAGCAGCAAGUUCUUCAAGGGCAGGUCACAGAUCCUACACCAGUUGUUGAAGAACCACUCCAGAAUUUCCCAGCAUUCCAGACUGGGAAAAUGAAAUCUGAAGACAAACGGUACCCAAAAGGACAGCAGCUCAAGAGGAAUAAAACAGAAUCCCAGCAGCCUCUCAGUGGAAGAGGAAAAGCUUUCCCAAGGAGUGAUGGCCAGGAACCCCCAGGAGGAGCAGCAGAAGCAAAGCCUCGGGUCCAGCAAACCCCAGAAUUUCAGGCUGCUCCCCCCGCAACGAAUCCAAAUUCUUCUCCUGGCCCAGCAGAAAAAUCCCAAAGUGGCUUAAAUAAUUUCCCAAAUUCAAUCCUUACCACACCUGCCUCUCAUUUUCUCCCAAUAUUCCAGAAUUUUUACCCAGCAGAGGUUUUAAAUCCUGAGUAUGGCAGUAAGGAGGACAAGAAACACCAGCAGGACUCUCCAGCUGGAAUUCCACAUCAAUUCCCAGCCAGUGCCAUCCCUGGGCAGGGUUUUUCCAGGAAUAAGAGUGACCAGGCACAUCCAGAAUUGGGGAAUAUUUCAUCUGAUUUUAAUGCAAUUUUUCAAGAAAAGGUGAAGGAUCAAGCACCGCUUCCAGAUUUCAAAAAUCAUAUUCAUGAGGAUAACAGUUCACCAACAGCUGCUUGCAGAAUCUCCCAUUUUAGAGAAAAGAAGGAGCAGCAUCGGCCAAGAAUUUCUGAUUUUGAUGAUUUUGCUGGCACGUGGCUCUGGGGUUUGUUCCCACCUGCCCAGCCCCAGGUACAGAGGGGAUCCCAGGGAGAUUCAGGAAAAGCUGAAGGAAACCCAAGGAAAAUGAGACGAAGCAGCUCAGAAGGAUCUCUCCUGCAAAGGGAAAAGCAAAACCAGCCCAAAGCCAUCAAAAAGCUGGGUAGCUCCAAAUUCUACUUCAAUCUGAGUAUGAAGCUUGGAGGCCUUGGACCUGACUAUGAAACAAUCAAAGAGAAAAAAGAAAAGCUAAAGCUGCAGAAGGAAUAUUCCAGGCAAAUUAAGGAAUAUAACAUGAAGAAUAUUACUGUGCUGCAGAGGUUUUUGCCUGUAAAACCCCAGGUGUCUCCAGGGUGCAGACACAAGGCUCUGGAAUAUGCCAAGAAGAUUCCAAGACCAAAGACCUUCAUUGCGAGGCAGCCAGAGCAAGAGGUGAAGGAGGCUGUGCCCCAGGCUCCAGCUGGAACCAGGUUCCCCAAAAUCCCAUCCCUGGAAUCUCUGUGGAGCAGGCACGAGAAGGAGAAGGAAGUUGUGGCUGCUUUCAAAGCCCUUCACAUUUUAUAGGUAUUUUGGGAAAUCUCAGGGAUCAAGGCAAAAUUGCCUCAAUUGUUUUAUUUUCAGCUGUGACCAUCGUAUUUUCAUUUCCCAGUCUGCUGAAAUUUAAACUGGUUUAAGUUUAAUUAUUUUUAAAUAUUAGGAUUGUACCUAUUUUGUUUAAUAAAUAGUCCAUUUGCACUUAUAUUGUUGUAAAUAUAAUCCUCUGUUCUUUUUCUUUGAAAUAAAGGAUCUGACAGUUGCA